Messenger RNA from Zophobas morio, 2013 nucleotides. RefSeq names its product G2/mitotic-specific cyclin-B3. The record is from RefSeq and is a predicted model, not a curated record. Gene Ontology annotation, cellular component: cytoplasm; cyclin-dependent protein kinase holoenzyme complex; nucleus. Gene Ontology annotation, molecular function: cyclin-dependent protein serine/threonine kinase regulator activity. NCBI's taxonomy places the organism in Eukaryota, Metazoa, Arthropoda, Insecta, Coleoptera, Tenebrionidae. Gene Ontology annotation, biological process: mitotic cell cycle phase transition; regulation of cyclin-dependent protein serine/threonine kinase activity. The transcript has 7 exons. The coding region runs from base 170 to 1678 and encodes 502 amino acids.
UAAAAACGUUUCAAAACAACUGCAAGCCGACAAGCUUUAAACAUCAACGAACUUCACAUGUGAAUUUUACACAAAUUUCUACAAAUUUCUACCAAAAAUUUUGAAUCACUUUUAGAAGACGGUCCAUCAUCAUUUUUCGCACACGCACUCUAUAACCCCUUCAUAAAUAAUGAAAGUUGUGAAUGAGGCUUUUUCAGGAAUGGCUCCCCUAAAACAAAUAAGCAAAGCUAUCUUAACUAGUCGAACGACUCAAAAGACCCAAGCCGCCGCAGUCUCCACAAGAAGUCGGUCGACAACUUUCAUGCAGCAAAACGACAAGCGAGCUAAACGGAAAGCCGAUUUUUCCCCCGUGAAAGAAAAAGUCAAGAGGAGUGCACUCGGCGAUCUCAAUACCAACGCAAAAGCGGAAGAUGAUAAAAAAGUGACUGUCAAACAGCCCAUCAAGAAAGCAAUUGUACAAACGAAAACACUGCCAUCUGUAAAGACUGUUGUUAAAACAAAACAAAACGAAAAUGCGCCACCCCCUUGCAUUAAAGGGGUUGUUACUAGAGCUGCCGCUGUUAAAAGUGUGGGCACUAAUCAGACGGCUGUGAAACCCAAGGACCCCCUUAAAGAGGUUUUGGCAAACGCGAAUAGAAUCAAAACAAGACUGAGCAAUGAAUUUGAGAAAACUUCAGAGUCUUUGUAUUCAUCAGCACUUGAAGAACUCAAUGAUUCCGUUAGUUCCAGUGGGAGUAAAGUGAAGGAAGAAACAACUAAAACUGAAGCAAAGAAUAAAGAAGUCAUUAAUUCGCCGGCGGUUUCUCUGGUGGCAGAACAGCUUCAAACAAAGUUAAACUUGGGAAACCAUGAAGUUCCUGAGGGUGUCGCCGACUUUGAUAAAGAGAACUGGGAUGAUACAGUCCAAGUUUCUCAUUAUGCGAUGGAUAUUUUUAACUAUAUGAAAAAUAGAGAAGCGAUGUUUGAAAUUCCGGAUUACAUGGACAGACAAGUAUGUUUAACAAAUUGGAUGCGAUCUUUAUUGGUGGAUUGGAUGGUUGAAGUACAAGAGAGUUUUGAACUAAACCAUGAAACCCUCUACUUGGGCGUGAAAUUGGUUGAUUUAUAUCUAAGUCGGAUGACUGUGGGCAAAGAGACUUUGCAGUUAGUCGGUGCUACUGCCAUGUUCAUUGCUAGUAAAUAUGAUGAGAGAGCCCCUCCAGCAAUUGCUGAUUUCCUAUAUAUUUGUGAUGGGGCGUACACCCGUGAGGAACUCAUCCGCAUGGAAAUCAAUUUAUUGAAAGUCUGUGAUUUUAACUUGGGUAUACCACUCAGCUACAGAUUUCUCAGGAGAUAUGCUAGAUGUGCCAAAAUAACAAUGCCUCUGCUCACUUUAGCCAGGUUCAUUUUAGAACAUUCUUUGAUGGAAUAUGCCACAGUUACUGUUCGUGAUUCAAAAUUAGCGGCGGCGGCGUUGUAUUUAGCUCUAAAAAUGAAGAAAACCGGCGGAUGGUCAGCAGCUUUAGAAUUUUAUUCAGGAUACAAACUAGAAGAAUUCAAGAACGUGGUCGUUUUGUUGAACGAUGCUUUACACAAGAAGCCGAAAAAUCCUCUGAUAACUGUGCGAAACAAGUAUUCACAUAAGAUAUUCUUUGAAGUAGCGAAGACACCUCUUUUAAGGAACGAAGAGCUCUUUUAAUUAGUGAAUUACCAAAUUUUAAUUUUAUUAGGCCAUUUCUAAGACAAACAUAUUGUGUGUAAUUAUUUUAUACUUUACAAUUUUUUAUUUGGAGAAAGGUCCUUUGGAUGUUUUCUGUAUAUAAGCCGUGUUUUCAAUCCUCCAUAUCUGUUCUUAUUUUAUAUUGUUUUAAAUUAUAUUAAUUUUUUUAAGUCUCUGUUGCCAUGUGGUGUAAUUGUUCUAAGAGUGUAUAUUGGAUUACUGUAAUUUGUCGAUGAAAACGUAUCAACAUCAGUGAAAUAACUGUACUUGUUGUUUUAUGUUGAAAUAAUAAGUAAUUUAAGUUACAUAAGAAA